UUUCUUUCUUUUCUAGAAUCUGUGUGGAAAAUAGAAUUAACCUCACAAUCCAAACUAACAGGAAAUAUAGAAGAAAUAAAAAUAUUUUAUGCAGUGUUUGGCAGUGAAACAAAAUCAUCACAAGGUCUAACUUUAAAGAAAUUAGCUGAUCUCCCCACAUUCUCUGCUUUUACCAAUAUUGGAAAUAUAAGCAUUGGUGAGGUUGAAAUAGCCUUUGAAAACAACAGCAAAUCUAUUGACUUAUCCAAAAUUGUCAUGACAAGAUUACUUACUGGUGAAGAAUAUGGUUGUGCUAACAUACACAAGACAAACUCACCUGAAUAUUCUUGUAAACUCCUGCACAGCAAAAAUUGGCUAUUGAAAGUUAUUUCUCCUGAAGAACACAAACGAAAUUUCACUGUAGAAAUAAUUCAAGACAAGUUAUCUUCUUCCUCUAGAAAAUUCAUAUGGAAUCACUUCUCCGUGUAUGGAGAUAGUUAUAUUAAGCAUUUCAAUCUGAAAACAUAUGAAGAGGGUGAAAUCACAAGUCUAAAACUCCAUUUCUUCCAUCAAAUUCUAAAGAUCAGUGAAAUAAGUUUGAUCGACAAUUACUCAGAGUAUAAGUUCAGAACAAAUGGUGAAAGCAAAAUUCUGAAUAAUUUGGUGAAAGCAUUUUCUCAAAUAACAAAAGAGAAAAUACAUAAUGAUGAAACGAGUCCCUCCAUGGAAACAGAUAUUAGCCUCCUUGCAGUCAUGAUAUUAUUCUUGCUCAGCAUCAACAUCAUCCUCAGUAUCAA
This is a messenger RNA of Octopus sinensis (East Asian common octopus), 776 nucleotides long. RefSeq lists its product as uncharacterized. The record is from RefSeq and is a predicted model, not a curated record. The annotation marks the transcript as partial. NCBI's taxonomy places the organism in Eukaryota, Metazoa, Mollusca, Cephalopoda, Octopoda, Octopodidae. The transcript has 6 exons.